UAGUGGUUUCGUCCGUCCUCAGGGUUUCUCUUUCCUGAGCCGUGCUCGCAUCAUUUCUAUAACAUUUAGUUUUAGUUUAAAAGAAAUUAUCAGUAAAACUAAGAAGAUAGGUAACAACAGCGAAAUGGCAGUCAGUGAAGGUCUUCGAUCACCGAGGAGGGAUGAUGCAGACUAUAAGUUACAUUUCCGAAUGAUAAACGAGCAACAAGUGGAGGAUAUCGGUCUUGACUUCUUCUACAAGCCACACACUAUAACACUGUUGACAGUCACAGUGCUCAGCCUGAUGUACUUUGCAUUCACGAGGGACAAUGAACACUCAGACAAUAAUCUCCGUGUUGGUCUGUUGGUAGUUGUCUCCUUUUUCUUGGUCAUCAGUAUUCUGGCCUUCCCUAAUGGACCCUUCACAAGGCCACAUCCUGCAAUAUGGCGAAUGGUGUUUGGUCUCAGUGUGCUCUACUUCCUGUUUCUUGUCUUUCUCAUAUUCCUUAACUGGGACCAAGUGAAAAGUCUCAUGUAUUGGCUAGACCCAAAUCUGCGUUAUGCCAAACGGGAAGCUGAUGUUAUGGCAUAUGCUGUAAACUGUACAGUAAUAACAUGGGAGCGCAUCCUGAGCCACUUCGACAUCUUUGCAUUCGGCCACUUUGCAGGAUGGGCCAUGAAGGCUUUGCUGAUCCGCAGCUACGGCCUGUGCUGGACCAUUAGCAUCACCUGGGAACUCACUGAGCUAUUCUUCAUGCAUCUUUUGCCAAACUUUGCGGAGUGCUGGUGGGAUCAGGUGAUACUCGACAUACUGUUAUGUAAUGGUGGAGGCAUCUGGUUGGGCAUGACAGUCUGCCAUUUUCUGGAGAUGAGGACCUACCGCUGGGCUAGCAUCAAAGAAAUCCACACCACCACUGGGAAGAUAAAGCGAGCCGUUCUCCAGUUCACCCCAGCCAGCUGGACUUAUGUGCGCUGGUUUGACCCAAAGUCCUCCUUCCAGAGGCUGGCAGGCAUCUACCUCUUUAUGAUCUUAUGGCAGCUAACAGAGUUGAACACGUUCUUCCUGAAGCACAUCUUCAUCUUCCAAGCUUCACAUCCUUUCAGCUGGUGUCGUAUCCUCCUUAUCGGAAUCAUUACCGCCCCCACUGUACGACAGUACUAUGCAUACCUGACAGACACUCAGUGUAAACGAGUUGGGACGCAGUGUUGGGUGUUUGGAGCCAUCGCUUUCCUGGAGGCUCUUGUUUGUGUGAAAUUUGGCCAAGACUUAUUUUCUAAGACCCAAAUUCGCCAUGUUCUUUUAUGGCUCUUCUGUCUGGCACUUAUCACACUCCUAUGUUUAUAUGCGAUGGUGUGGUAUGAGCAACGCAAAGUGAAGAGCAUUUCUUUACAAACUGAGGACUGCAAUGAUAGCAGCCCUGACUCACCUGCUCAUGUCUCAGAUGGCCUUGCAGCUCAUAUAAAUUCUUUAAAAAGUUUACAACCAACAAAACGGAAGAAGGCCUCUGCUAGAAACAGAUAUGUGAACAGCCAUGGAGGAAAGAGAUAGUAAACAUCACUAAAUAUUCAUAACUGCUGUGGAGGAGAUGAGUGGAUGAUACAUUCAACAAAAGGAAUACAGAAUAUGGUUUACUUUAUGGAAAAGUUAAAAGUUGUGUCAUUGUUUUAGGGAAUCUCAGAAUGAGCAUAUAUGUGGAAAUUGGAGGCAAAACACAAGAAGAAGCUUAAGCCAUCAUAGACCUGCAGAAUGGAGUCUUGAUUUUCUUUAUUUUAAAAAUGAAGACUGCCAUAUUUGGACUGUACAAACUACCAU
Melanotaenia boesemani (Boeseman's rainbowfish) is the source of this 1792-nucleotide messenger RNA. It is a transcript of the gene ptdss1b, whose product is annotated as phosphatidylserine synthase 1b. The transcript is spliced from 13 exons. Gene Ontology annotation, biological process: phosphatidylserine biosynthetic process. Lineage: Eukaryota; Metazoa; Chordata; Actinopteri; Atheriniformes; Melanotaeniidae. The record is from RefSeq and is a predicted model, not a curated record. Gene Ontology annotation, molecular function: L-serine-phosphatidylethanolamine phosphatidyltransferase activity. Bases 125 to 1528 code for a protein of 467 amino acids.